Saccostrea echinata is the source of this 1680-nucleotide messenger RNA. Its product is annotated as A-kinase anchor protein 7-like. The record is from RefSeq and is a predicted model, not a curated record. Gene Ontology annotation, molecular function: protein kinase A regulatory subunit binding. Gene Ontology annotation, cellular component: cytosol. The coding region runs from base 14 to 985 and encodes 323 amino acids. NCBI's taxonomy places the organism in Eukaryota, Metazoa, Mollusca, Bivalvia, Ostreida, Ostreidae. The transcript has 6 exons.
AUUGUAAACAAACAUGAUGAAAAUGGGAAAUAUACUUUUCCCAUUCUUCAUUGCUUUUUCGCCUGUGUUAUCUCCUUUUUGCAAUGUAGUGAAGAAAAAUCAAACUCAAUAUUCGCUAAGCAAAUGUCACGUCAUGUUGAACCUACAAAAGAGGAAAUUUUGUGAUAAGAAACCCCGAAUUUUGAGCCAACAGCUGACAAAUCGUGUUACAAAAUAUGCUUCACUGCAUUCACACGAUAAAGAAGAUAUAGAAAAGAAUAAUUCUGAGCAUGCAGAAAAAAAGAGAAAAAGAGAGAAGAAAACAGAAACAAAUCAAGAGGAGCAGAGAGAGAAAAAGAGAAAGAAAGAAAAGAAGCCAGCUCCAAAUUACUUCCUAGCAGUUCAGGUCACAGAGGAAGAGAUAAAACAGAACGUCCGAGAGAUACAGAAGGUCAUUUUAGAAAAAGAAAAGAACCUUUCUCACGCGAUGGUGAAGACAGAGAGUCUCCAUCUCACACUGGGGGUAUACCACCUAGAGGAUCAGGACAGGGUCGCGCAGGCAGUAGAAGCUUUGGACAGAUUUCACAGUAAACUGAAGAUUUCCAAUUUUACGCCACCAAGUUUAAAUGUUUCUGAUGUGGGACACUUUAAGCACAAAGUUUUGUUUGCAUCAGUGACAGAAGACAAAGGACUAGAAGACCUCAACACUCUCGUUAAAGAUGUAAGGAAAUCUCUUGAGACAGAUGGAUUUUCUACCGCAGAUAACCGAUACACGCCUCACAUUACAAUCAGCAAGAUGUCCAAGAACAUGCCCAAACUUAGAAAAUUAGGUAUAAAGAGAAUUGAGCCAACGCAUUAUGAAGAGAAGAAGACCGUCUACUUUGGAAGACAGACAAUUGAAAGUAUCCAGCUUUGUUCUAUGGACGAACCAAAGUCAGAAUCUGGGUACUAUCACGUAGAACAUGAAAUCAAAUUCCAGCUGUCUAAUGACACGGAAGAUAACUGAUAUACUUAUAUCUCUUUUAAGAGAGUACGGAUGGUUUGCAGUGGCUUUGCUUCAAGCAGUUUACAAACUGGCAUUUGAGAAUGGAAUUGCUUCUUUAAUCUUUUAAGUAUGUCGACACCCAAAUACAGAAAAUUGUUUCAAGGGAAGUUCAGAUCCAUGUGUUCCUUUCGAAUUGCUCUUCUGUGAUUAUGGAUGUUUUCCAGUCACUCUGUUUUCAGCAGUCUUAAAUUGCCAAGUACGUGUGAAAUUGCUUCCAAAGAUCUGUAGGUCGACAAAAAUUGCUGAAAGUGUUUAACGGAUUUGUUUAAAUCCAAGUGUUCUUUUGACAAAUCAGCGAAUUUACGAUCAACACAGUUAAAUCCUUUUAAUUAUGAAAUUGAUUAAGGGGUUCUUCAACGGAUGGUUAGAGAAUGUAACACUCCGGAGAUUAGGUAUUAGAAAUAGCGCCAGAUAUUCGAACAUCGUAUGUAGUGACAAAGUAUUUUCUAUGCACAUCCCCCAAAGGACCUAACCCCCCCCCCCAAAAAAAAAAACCCUAUGACAUUGGUAAUAACUUAAAGACAUGUUUUAAUUUCUAGACAUCUCCGCCGUCUCUUUUGACUAGAACGUAGCAUUAAAAAAAGGAAAGUAACUGUGACAGUGAUUCUAAUUAAUACUUUAUGUAAUUCAUAAUAAAUCUGAGGUGCAUUUGAUAA